Molecule: messenger RNA, 3135 nt
Organism: Cornus florida
Lineage: Eukaryota; Viridiplantae; Streptophyta; Magnoliopsida; Cornales; Cornaceae
Product: O-fucosyltransferase 8
Exons: 10
Coding region: 885-2774 (629 amino acids)
Source: RefSeq, a predicted model, not a curated record
UUAGACCCCUAAUAUUCUGUAAGCUUUAGCCAACUUCGCAGAUUACCGAAUUCCACUUCUUAUGUCGGCCCUAGUAGUUGGGUAUUUAUUCAUCCUGAGAAAUCCUGCAACCUUUACCCUAGCUUAAGUGAACCAUCUGUGUAUCAUUGUGUGUGUUUGAAACUUUAUUUAUUUAUUUAUUUAUUUUAUCCCUGUUUAUUUUCCCAACAAUCCCAACUGUUUGGUGUGAAGUUGGUUUGUAAAGGCCCGGGAAAUCACUUGUAUCAUAUCCGUUUGUUUCUUUCUAAAUACAUAAACAUAUACAGCACGCUCUCAUGGCCGGUUAAAAGGGGUGUCUCUCUCUCAUUCCGUCUGUUCACUCCACUUGCGAUUGCGAUUGGAAAAUGUUGUAGUACCAACUCUCAUUGUGUUGGGUAAGAAUUAGUUGUUGCAGACGUGAUUCAUUUCCUGUAUUAUAUACAAGGUCGGUCUUUUUAUAAUUCUAUACUUGGGUAUUGGUAAAUGUAUUUCUUACGUUUCACUUAUAUAUAUAUAUAUAGUAGUACAAAUAUCAUUAUCACCACCUUCUUUGACUUCAUUUCUAAUUAAUUUAGGGUUGGAUGGUUUCAUUUCAACCAAUUUCUUUCACUAGUCGCUGCCACCAACCUCAAAUCUUCUCAUACCAUCUAAUGGGUUGCCAAGUCUGUAGUAGGGAAAGACAUUGUUUGUUCUAUAGAGUCAGUCUACAUAGGAACAGACGCCAUGCCAGGGUUCAUUUGGACUCUAUUGUAAUCAAUAUUUUGGAAGUAAUUUUUAUUAAUGUUUUGAAAUUACUCGGUCAUAAUAAGGGCCGGUGGUGGUGGUGGUGGUGGUGGUGGUGGUGAGAGAUAUGCUACUAUGAUUUAAUGGGAAAGCAAGGGUCUCCGAGAAGUCCACGUCCUGAACACCCGAAUGUUGAUGUAUCGUUUGGGGCAAAAGAUUAUCAGUAUAGAUGCUCGGAAACACAACAAGGCUGUGAUCCUUGUAAAGGGAGGAGGAUAUCAGGGGGAGACUACUACCACUGGAAUAAGACCUUUCUUCUUCACAACUUGAAGAAUGAGUCUGCCAAAUUUAGUGCUUGUAAAGGAGUUUAUGUUGGGAAAAGGCAUAUUUGGUUACGUAAACACGUGAGGUCCAUUGUUUUCACUUUUGGGUUUAUGGGUUUUCUUUUUCUUUUCGAUUCCCUUUUGUUCUCCAUUUUGGAUCCCACUAUUCUGCACAUUGGUUCAACUCCUGGAAUAUCAACCGCUACAGAGGAGAGUAGAACUACUUCCAUUAAUGAAGGAAAAGCGCCAGUACAGAUGUAUGACCGCCUCCUAAAUCUGGCUUCAAGUGCUCUUGCACAGAAAGAAUUGAAGCAAGACGCAUCAAAAUUCUGGAAGGAACCAUAUCCUCAGGCAUCUAUGUGGAAACCUUGUGCAGAUAGAAAGAGUUCAACAAAUAUAGGGAAUCCUAGGAAAAGCACUGGCUUUAUAUUGAUCAGCGCAAAUGGUGGUCUAAAUCAACAAAGAGUUGCAGUCUGCAAUGCUGUUGCCAUAGCAUCUCUACUUAAUGCCACUUUAGUUAUUCCUAAAUUUCUUUACAGCAAUGUAUGGAACGAUCCCAGCCAGUUUGGUGACAUUUACCAGGAGGAAUAUUUCAUUGACAUUUUGAAGGAUGAUAUAGAUAUUGUAAAGGAGCUCCCUCCCCAUUUGGAAUCGCUGGACUUGGAAGCAAUUGGUAGUCUAAUUACUGAUGCAGAUAUUCCGAAGGAGGCAACACGUAUUGAUUAUGUUAAGACUGUACUUCCUCUCUUGUUACGGAAUGGAGUUGUCCACUUCCUUGGAUUUGCUAAUCGACUCGGCUUUGACCCAUUGCCUUCUGAACUUCAGAGAUUAAGGUGCAAAUGUAACUUCCAUGCUUUAAAGUUUGUGCCAAAAAUUCAACAAGUUGGCUCCUUACUGGUUAGGAGAUUAAGAAAAUAUGACUUCGCGAACAAUAUGUUGGAUACGCAACUGCUUGGAGACUCCAUCUCAAAUGUUCCCUUGAAAGGGCGGAAUGCCACAAGAGGAUUUUCCAGAUAUCUUGCUUUGCACUUGAGGUUUGAAGUUGAUAUGGUGGCAUACUCUCUAUGUGAUUUUGGAGGUGGAGAAAAUGAGAGGAAAGAACUCCAAGCUUACAGAGAAGUCCAUUUUCCUCUGCUCAUUGAACGCUUGAAGAAUUCAAAGCCUGUUCCUCCUACAGAAUUAAGAAAAUUGGGAAGAUGUCCACUGACACCCGAAGAAGCAGCACUUGUUCUUGCUGGUAUUGGUUUUAAGCAUAGGACUUACAUCUAUCUUGCUGGCUCUCAUAUAUAUGGGGGACAAUCCAGGAUGCAUUCCUUCACUAGCCUCUAUCCCAAUUUGGUGACAAAGGAAGAUCUCCUCACUCCCAGUGAACUUGCACCUUUUCGGAAUUUUUCUUCUCAGAUGGCAGCACUAGACUUUAUUGCCUGUGCAACUGCUGAUGUAUUCGCCAUUACAGACUCUGGAAGCCAACUAUCAUCCUUGGUGUCUGGUUUCCGAACAUAUUAUGGUGGCGGCCAUGCUCCUACCUUGAGGCCAAGCAAGAAGAGGCUUGCAGCAAUUUUGAUGGAGAAUAGCACCAUAGGAUGGAAUAGUUUCGAAGAGAGAAUAAGGAAGAUGAUUGAGGAAGGUCAAAGAGUGCGCCAAAGGGGUUUUGGUCGAAGUAUUUAUCGACAACCAAGAUGUGCAGAGUGCAUGUGCAAAUAUCACUAGUGUUUGUCAUGGAAAUCAUUCUUUCAGGGCCUAUUUUUUUUUUUUUUUUUUUUUUUUUUUGUGUGUGAUAUUCUUUUGCAUUCAGAAAAUAAUACCAAGGCUGAUGUUACAUACAAAUACUAGCAGCCCAUUGUAAAUUACACAUCAUGAUGCAUGAUGGAAAGGUGAUUCAAGCUGAUGUAGAUAAAUUGUAGGCAUGUGAAAGUUAAGAUUCUUAUUGUUUUUAAUACUCGGGGUUGGUUCUGUCAAAUGUAAAUGACAUCCAGCUGCAUUGUAACUCUUUUCCUCUUUUUCUCCCACCUACCACACGUCCAUGCAUUAAGAAAAUGUGAUAUAAAUUUGAGAGAUGUAUUCGACAGAA